ACACCUUCUAGGACGGUACCGUAUAGUACAAGAUGGAGCACAAUAUUUAAAUAGAACAACUACUGUAAUUUGAAAAAAUCGUUGUAUCCUACUCUUUGUAUUUGGUUCAAGUAAACUGUUGAAGUAUGUCAGAACUGGAAAAAGAGACUAGUAACUCAAGAGAAAUUGCCAAGAAUUUUCUAAUGUUUGUGAUUGAAAAUUCGUCAAUUCAUGGAUUCAAUCAUCUUGCUGAUAAGAGGCGACAUAUCAUUGAAUAUAUUUUAUGGUUCAUUGGAAUUCUAUUGGGAGUAUUUGGAAUAUUUUGGCUGAGUCAGUCGACAUGGUAUCACUACCAAAACAACCCCACUGUUGUUUCAAUAGAAAAUAAUUAUCAAGAAUGGAACACAAUAUUUCCAUCGAUAACUGUUUGUCCAGAUAUACAAAUUGAACCAGACCUGAAUGUAUUCAAUGAGGUCUUAGUAAAAGAUCCUAAAAGCUACAAGCUUGCAAGUAGUGACAUCGGUGAAUUGCAGACCCUCAUCACUAAGAUAUCGAAUUGGACUUACUCAAAUCCCAGUUUGUCUGAGAAUAAUUUUAUCAUUGAUGGUAAGACGCCAAUGACACCAAGCGAGUAUGCACGUUUAUUUAUAACUACGAAAAAUUCAUUCACUUAUACAUUGAAUUACAACGAAAUUGAAGAGUUGGAAGAUGAAGACCUGCAAGUUCACAUGACAGAACACGGAGUCUGCUUCGGAUAUUUGUCAAAAGUCUCAAACUAUUUUAAUCCCAUGGAAUGGAAAUAUAUUCGCUACAAAGACAAAGGGGAUCCGUUCAGUUCAAAUCCAUUCGAUGGUGACAAUUACUUUCAGUUGACAUUCAUUGAUGAAGCUGGGACAAAGGUUUUUGUACAUAGCCCAGAAGAGCUGCCAGAUAUAACAAGCAAAGGUGAACACUUGCAACAGCAUGCACUCAAGACAAUUGGCGUGGCAGCUCUGAGCAUCUACAGCUCAUCAGAAGUCUACGAUUUGAACAUACACCAGAGACAGUGUCAGUUCUUAUGGGAGUCCAAUCUUCAAAUAAGUCCAGUUUACACGUACAACGCGUGCAGAAUGCAGUGUCGUUACAACCUUGGCUUGAAGCUUUGUGGAUGCGUUCCUCAUGUCUACAAGUCAUUUGGAAAAGAAGAAAUCUGCAACCCUGAUGGCUUGUCUUGUCUUUCAAAAAAUGAAGACUUACUGAUGAAAUUACGGGACACCAAUGGAAAAAGAGUAGAAUGUAGAUGCUUGCCACCAUGUAACGAUGUAAACUACGUUAUCGAUCAAGAAAGAAACAUCAAAUGGGCUUUUGGAUGUGAAUUAAGAUGGGGCAUUAUCAAGUAUCCCCGAAUUAGAUUCAAAAGGUCGGUACUUUUUGGGUUCACCGAAGUACUGGUUUCAAUCGGCGGAUCAGCAGGACUGUUCCUUGGUUGCAGUGUACUGAGCUUUGUUGAAAUAGUCUACUUCUUCACUCUACGUUUAUUCUGGUACAUGAAGAAAUAUAACUCAACUGGAUUGGAAAAGCCUAGCAUCUAACCGAUUCACCUGAUAAGUAUGAAUAAUAUGAAGAAAGAUUUAUUAAUGUUUUUAUCUAGACUUCAAAUAUGUUAAUAUAAAAUGAGAAUAAAAUCACUUCACUUAUAUUGGCUACUAUAUUCAAAUUAAUAAAAAAAAUAAAACUUUAGUAGGCUACCUUUUUAUUAAAACAUUUUAAACGACUAGUUUCGACCUAUUUUUAUCUAGUAUCAACUUUUUUAUUUUCACAUUUAACUUGAAAAUGGCCAAAAUAGGUCAAAACUAGUCGUUAAAAUGUUUUAAUGAAAGGGUGCAGGUUUUAUAUGUUUUUUAUUAAUUUAAAAUGAAAAUAGUAUGUGAGUAUUGAAAAAAGUAUUUUCCUCUU
Nilaparvata lugens (brown planthopper) is the source of this 1914-nucleotide messenger RNA. RefSeq names its product sodium channel protein Nach-like. The transcript is spliced from 9 exons. NCBI's taxonomy places the organism in Eukaryota, Metazoa, Arthropoda, Insecta, Hemiptera, Delphacidae. Gene Ontology annotation, molecular function: ligand-gated sodium channel activity. The coding region runs from base 126 to 1550 and encodes 474 amino acids. Gene Ontology annotation, biological process: sodium ion transmembrane transport. Gene Ontology annotation, cellular component: membrane. The record is from RefSeq and is a predicted model, not a curated record.